UUUGCCUUUUACUUUUCCAGUUCCCGGCAUUGACUCGGAGGCUCCCGCGACUCGUUCGACGACGGAUUUGUUCUUGCUAUUUUGCUUCCCACUUUUAUUGUCCACGUUUGUCUCUCAGCGGUUUUAAAACUGGCAAAUAAUUUCAAGGUGCGAGGACGCCGCAGGGCAGUAUGUCUUUUACUAUCCUGGCUUUUUGCUUCUGCUCCUUACUCUGUUCGCUCCACGCCGAAGCAGGUCGUCUUCCUGCACCGGUGAAGCUGAUUUAUAAGUGGCUCGACGUGUUUACGGUGAACGUGUCUUGGCUGAAACCCAGGAGAUUGCCGGAACACUGCAACGUCCGUUACAAAUAUGGGCCAGACAAUUCUUCCACCGAGUGGAGGAACAUCACCAUGACUCUCCUGACAGAAAAAGCUGGAUCGUCUAACUGGACCUUUUCCGUCCAGACGGUCAGCGUUGGCAACUGCAAAGCAAAUGAGAGCAUACCUGCAGUCAUCACCAUCCACUCCCCGCAGCCACGCGCUCAGCUGGUGAAGGACUUCAAGUGUCUCUUCCAAGCUGAUAAGACGGAUUGUGAUUGGAUUCCGGUCGAUCCCUCUGUUAACCUGAUGCUUUCCUUUAGGGUUUGUGGUGAUGAAGAAAUCAGUGAAGGUUUGCAGGUGUGCGAGCAACCUUACCACCGUGGCGGCAGGGACGGCUGCCACCUAAGUGCCGACUUUAUUGGCAUGGACAUCUGCAUGCUCUUGAGCAGCCAGGCUGGGAUGAGCACGUUUAGACCAAAGCGAGUGGUUUCCCCUCCAGCUCUGAGCUACGUUGUGGAAGGAGACAACCUCUACCUGAGGUGGACCACUCCCGAGGUGGGGCAGGACUGCAGUUGGGUCUACGAGUUGUGCUACAAGAGGUGCAUUGAAUCCCAAAUAUGCGAGCCCUUCUACAUUUCCAGUGGACAACCCCGGAAGAUAGCCUACGACAAAAGCUGCAGUUAUGAGUUAAGGUCCCGGGUCUUAAAAGUCGAAUACUGCCCUGAAAUGGACAGUGACUACAGUACAGAAAAGAUUGAUGCCCAGGCUCCAGGCAAGACUCCCAGCGUAACACUGAUUGUAGUAGCCAUUGUCGUCCCUCUCGUCCUGUGUUUCGCCAUCUUUUUGUUCUGCUAUUGCAUCAGGAGGCACAGCGCCAUUCUCUACCCUGUCAAACACGACCCAUCAGUGAUAUUCAAAACUGAAAUUAAGGCCCUGACAAAUCUUUACACACCUGUGCCAGAACUUAUAGAGCCGUGCAAAAUUAUUAUACCUCACGGACAUUGCACUUCUCAGUUGGCCAACACACCCUCUGGCCUAAUACAGCAGAACCUGACAGAGUGAGGGGUUCUGUUCAGGAAGAGAGACACGAAUGGGACACUAUGAGGAAAUGCAGUGAACCUUAAAAAAAGACGCUUGCCAAAAGAAUCUUAGGAAUCAGGGCAUACAAAAGGUGGUCAUCACUCUCCUCAGGACUGCGAGUGGACUUGUGGACGGCGCAAUAAACCACAGAAAGAUUUUGCACAACACGAGGACAUGCAGGACGUAUGUGGACAUGUUGCACGCGGUCUUUAUGAAAAGACGUGUGCACUAGCAUUUUUGACUCGUCCGAACUUGCCUUGUUCAACUCACUCAAGGAUGCUUUGAAUGUUAUUAUAAUUAUUGUUUUUUUCACUGCUGCAUGACUCCUGAAUGAGACUGUCAAAUAGAAUAACAAUUCCAACAUUUAAAUGUGUGAAUAAAGAAUAGAAUAUACCACUGUAGUUCAGGAACACAUCUAUACAAUCCAGAAUGAUGAUGGUUGAUUAAUUAUAAUUCAUCUUAUAUUAGGAACAGCUGUCGGUAUGACGCCUGGUAUGUCUACCAGCGAAAUAAUAAACGUACGGUUCAAAUAAUACAUACAGCGCAUCUGGAAAGUACUCACGACGCUUCACGUUUUCCACAUUUAGUUGUGACAACCUAAUUCCAAAAUAAUAAAAUUCUGCACACAAUACACCACAAUGACAACAUGAACAUGUUUGCACAUUUAUUUAGAAAAAAACAAUGAAUAAAUCACAUGACAAUAAGUAUUCAUAGCCUUUGCUUGAUUAUUAUGGAAUCACAGGAGUGCCAAAAUUAAAAGGCAAUACGUGUGGAAAAACAAUGAGAAUUAAUAAUACAAAAAUUUACAAAUGUGGAAAUACAAAGAGAAUCAAUAAU
This is a messenger RNA of Dunckerocampus dactyliophorus (ringed pipefish), 2216 nucleotides long. RefSeq lists its product as uncharacterized. Lineage: Eukaryota; Metazoa; Chordata; Actinopteri; Syngnathiformes; Syngnathidae. The record is from RefSeq and is a predicted model, not a curated record. The coding region runs from base 171 to 1361 and encodes 396 amino acids. The transcript is spliced from 10 exons.